Nylanderia fulva is the source of this 1110-nucleotide messenger RNA. RefSeq lists its product as uncharacterized. Lineage: Eukaryota; Metazoa; Arthropoda; Insecta; Hymenoptera; Formicidae. The record is from RefSeq and is a predicted model, not a curated record.
UCGCAAACACGACGAAUCGCGUCCGAAACUCGCGCAGCAUCAUGAAUAAGCUGGUGAUCCUCUGCGCCCUCGUGGUGCUCGCCCUCGCCGAAGAGAGAAAGAGCGACGAUAUAAAGAAACCUCUGGAUAAAGACGUGAAGAAAGAUAAGCGAGGCCUGUACGGAAGCCUGGGUUAUGGCUACGGUAUCGGUGACCUCGGCUAUUCAGGCUACGGCAUCGACGGACUCAGCGCGUACUCGUCACUUCCGAUCGGCUUGAGCAGCCCCAGCAUCCACACCACCAGCAUCUUGACGAAGGAGGUCGCCGUACCUGUGCCCCAACCGGUCGCCGUACCCGUCGAGAAGCACGUUCCGGUCCCCGUUAAGGUGCCCUACGCAGUGCCAGUCGACCGUCCGUACCCAGUCCACGUGCCCAAGCCAUACCCAGUCGAGGUCACCAAACACGUUCCCGUCCCGGUAGACCGCCCUGUGGCCGUUCCCUACAGCGUUCCCGUUAAAGUCCCGGUUCCAGCUCCGUACGCUGUCAAGGUGCCGCAGCCCUACGCCGUUCCUGUCAUCAAGCACGUGCCGGUCCCGGUCGCCACCCAGCCGCUCAUCUACUCGAAACCGAUCCUGAACUCCGGUCUGGGAUACUACGGCGGUUAUUCCUCCUCCUGGUAAAACGACGAUCCUCGUGAAGCUCCUCCCGAGCGACGCUCUUCAACAUCAACAACCGGAAAGUCGCGCGGAUUCUUCCAGUGAACCGUCAAGUUCGAUGACGGAAAAACACCCUUCGAAGAGAGAUACGCGUGUAUUAAUGUACGUUAAUAUAGAUUUUUCAUCGUCGAGAGAGUCGACACAGUGCAGCUAAAAAGUGAAUACAUUCAUCUCAUUUUUUAACAGAUUUUAUGGGAUUUUUUGGGCAUUUUUUGUGAUAGAGAGAAAGAUCGAGUGUCUUAGAGACAGAAAAAAGAGCGUCCUCUGGGUUUUAAUAGAAAAACAAAAAAAAGACAUUUUCGCGAGAGAAUGCGGUCGAGUGGAAUUUCGAUCAGCAGUGUGACUCAUAUUUAGGAAUAUGUUUCUAUCUACAACUUCAUUAUGCUGAAAUAAAUUUUUUCCUACGAAAAAAUAG